Molecule: messenger RNA, 1155 nt
Organism: Aplosporella prunicola CBS 121167
Lineage: Eukaryota; Fungi; Ascomycota; Dothideomycetes; Botryosphaeriales; Aplosporellaceae
Exons: 4
Coding region: 1-1155 (384 amino acids)
Source: RefSeq, a predicted model, not a curated record
AUGCACGUUGACAGCACCACCCUUUUUGUUGCCCUCCUUACCUAUGCCAGGCUCGGCCUAGCCAAGCCCCAGUUUGGUGGCGGCGGCUUUGGCGGCGGAGGGUUCGGCGGCGGUGGGUUUGGUGGUGGUGGCUUCGGUGGCAAUGGCUUUGGCGGCAAUGGCUUUGGCGGCGGCGGAAGCAACAACAACGACUUCAGUGGAGGAGGUGGUGAUUCCCUUUCUCUGUCCCAAAACCUCGUUCAAUCUGGCAGCCAGUCGGAUGGCCAGGAGGACGGUGGUGAAGAUGGGCAGGCUCCUUCCCUCACUGACUCCGCGAACUUUAUCAACUUCUGUAACGGCCAAACUUUGACCAACGGACAACAGGUAAAGGAGGGUUCUUGCAAUGGUGUUGUCAUGGGUCAGAUUCCCGCCGAAGACAAAAUGGUCUCCUCGAUCAUCCUCGACCCGCAGCCAGGCCAGGACCUCAACGAAAACGAAGGCUUCACCGUCAACGUGCAAAUGUCGGGACUGUCGCCCGGCACGUUCACGAACCCGGACAACACGUACUAUGCUGCGCCGCAGCAGCUUGACAGCAGCGGGCAAGUGAUCGGCCACACGCACAUCACAAUCCAGGACAUGGGCGGCAGCAUGACGCCCGACCAGCCGCUCGACCCCACCGACUUCGCCUUCUUCAAGGGUAUCAACGACGAAGGCAACGGCCAGGGCCUGCUCUCGGCCGACGUCGACGGCGGUCUUCCCGCCGGCACGUACCGCAUCUGCACGAUGUCCUCGUCGUCGAACCACCAGCCCGUCCUCAUGCCCGUCGCUCAGCGUGGCGCUCAGGACGACUGCACCAAGUUCACUGUUGGCCAGGGCUCCUCAGGCACCAGCAGCGGCAGCGACAGCACGCCCACCCCCGGCAGCGGCUUCGGCGGCUUCGGCGGCUUCGGCAACGGCUUUGCCAACAACAACGCGGGCGGCUUCGGCGGCGGCGGCUUCGGCAACAAUUUUGGCGGCGGCUUCGCCAAGCGCAGCUCCCAGAGCGGCAGCGAAGACAGUGUCACUACCGACGCCGAUGCUGAUGCCAAUGCGCCCACUGAGAGCACUAGCACUAGUAGCGGUAGCCCCGUCGGUAGCAGCGGCGGCAAGUUCGCUUCGAGGCCGUUCGUCGCGUAG